UGAGACAGGAGCAGGGAAAGGAGAGCAAGCAGGGAAAGAUAGAGCUCCUAGGGAAGGGAAAGGGGACAGAGAGGCAGCUGCUAGAGUUGUCAGAGAUGUCAACAGGAGGGACAUUGAAGGCUAUGACAUCACAGGAAAAGCACCUAUCAGCAGCAGGGAAACUUGCAUCCUGGUGUUUCUGCUGAAGAAGAUCCUGAGCUACCACCUUGCCUAGCCUGCCCAGGACCAUGGGCUGCAGGCUCCUCUGCUGUGUGGCCCUCUGUCUUCUAAGAGCAGGCUCCUUGGACACAGCUGUUUCCCAGGAUCCAAAAUAUCUUGUUACACAGGUGGGAAACAAAAAGUCACUAAACUGUAAACAGAAUCUGGGCCACAAUGCUAUGUACUGGUAUAAGCAAGACUCCAAGCAACUGCUGAAGCUCAUGUUUAUCUACUAUAACAAGGAACUCAAUCUCAAUGAAACAGUCCCAAGUCGCUUCUCACCAGAAGCUCCAGACAAAGCUCAUUUAAACCUUCAUGUCAAGUUCCCAGAACUAGAAGAUUCUGCCAUGUAUCUCUGUGCCAGCAGCCAAGACACAGCCUUGCAGAUUCACUGCCUUCCUGUACACAAACCUCCUGGCCAGCCAGGAAGCGGUGGUGGCCUUGUGUUCACUCAUGCCUGUGCCCCCAGCCCUUGGGACCAGAAUGAAUGUUCCAGCUAUGGCCCUGCCUUCCUGUUCACCAAAUGGAGAAAUUCUUCAUUAAUCAAUGCCAACACAGCCAAUCUCAAUAGAAACCAAGGUCUUGGUUGCAUGGUGACUAAGGUUGCAGUGGAGCCUAUUAAAUCAGUUGCUUUCUUCCUUGUCAAACUCCCCCGUCUGUGCCUGACAUAUGGGAUGUGGGCAGCCGAAGGUGAAAUCUCUGAAGGAAGUCAGAGAAUGUCUGUGCGAUCCUGCAAAUGGCAGUCCUCUAUCUCUGCUAGUCAAAAUCUUCGUCCUAUUAGUAAUCAGCCUUCUUAUCCUUUGACAGAAAGCACAGACAAGAGAACAUCGGUGAUCCCGGAUACAUGGCUGGGCUGA
This is a messenger RNA of Dipodomys ordii (Ord's kangaroo rat), 1055 nucleotides long. RefSeq lists its product as uncharacterized. Gene Ontology annotation, biological process: cell surface receptor signaling pathway. The record is from RefSeq and is a predicted model, not a curated record. NCBI's taxonomy places the organism in Eukaryota, Metazoa, Chordata, Mammalia, Rodentia, Heteromyidae. The coding region runs from base 228 to 1055 and encodes 275 amino acids. The transcript has 4 exons. Gene Ontology annotation, cellular component: plasma membrane.